Molecule: messenger RNA, 2696 nt
Organism: Durio zibethinus
Lineage: Eukaryota; Viridiplantae; Streptophyta; Magnoliopsida; Malvales; Malvaceae
Product: histone-lysine N-methyltransferase, H3 lysine-9 specific SUVH1-like
Cellular component (GO): nucleus
Molecular function (GO): double-stranded DNA binding; histone methyltransferase activity; zinc ion binding
Source: RefSeq, a predicted model, not a curated record
CAAAUCAAAUUUAUCAGACCGAUGAAUUGCUCACCCUAAACGAAAAGAAUAAAAUGAAACCGAAAGGCAUUUUCUUAUAGUCAAACUGAAACCUGGCCAAAGCAAUCGAACAACCCACUUUCAAACUCAAAAAGUUCUUACAACAAAGCAUCCCAUCUCUCUCUCGAAGUUAUUCUCCUCUUCUCUUUCGUGCUCUUCGCCUUUCCCAACAGGACGUUGGUUUUGUGCAUAAACAAGUCAAGGAUGGAGAAAAAUGAAGUAGGUAUUUGCUGGUUUUGAAGCAAAAAGGUAAAAUUUUUGGUUCAGAGGCCUGAUUUUUGUGUAAUUUUGGUUCACGUAGGAGCUUGGUUCUGUGCACAAACAGGUUAACUGAAGUGGGUAUCUCUUGGUUUUGGAGAAAAAGGAAAAUACUUUGGUUGAAAGGCUUGAUUUUUGUUUGUAAUGGAGGGAGGGCUAGGUGGAAACACCGUUCCGCCAAAUUCAAUGGAUAAAUCUAAAGUAUUAGAUGUAAAACCACUACGUACCUUGGUUCCUUUGUUCCCAGAGGCUUCUGAGGGUACUCCUUUUGUUUGUGUACCUCCUAAUGGCCCUUUCCCAUCUGGGUUUUCACCAUUUUUCCCCUUUAGUGGAUCACAAGGAUCCCAAUCUACACCUGACCUUAACCAAAAUGACUUCAAUUCAACUGCUGUGCCGCUUCGGUCGUUUAGAGCAGAACCUAAUGGCCAAAAUACGUAUGGCAGUCAUAAACACAAAUCAGCUGGAUCAAGUUCUGUUAAAAAAAAAGCAAAGAGGAUCAAAGAUUCGGAGUUUGUAUUAACUGCUCUUAGUAAUUUCAAUCCUGGAAUUAGUUUAUCUGAACGAGAUGAUGGUAACAGGGAAUUGGUUGAGAAUGUGCUUUUGAGGUUUGAUGCGCUUAGGAGAAAGCUUAGCCAAAUGGAAGAUGCGAGGGAAUCACAUUCUAGCAUUACUAAGCGUGCAGACUUGAAAGCUGGCAACAUGAUGUUGAGCAAAGGGGUUCGGACUAACAUGAAAAAGAGAAUUGGGGUUGUUCGUGGUGUUGAAAUUGGGGACAUUUUCUUCUUCCGGAUGGAGUUGUGUUUAGUGGGGUUGCAUUUUCCAUCCAUGGCUGGAAUUGACUACAUGGUUAACAAGGGUGAUUUAGAGGGAGAGCCAGUGGCUUUAAGCAUUGUUUCAUCUGGAGGGUAUGAUGAUGAUGCUGAAGAUCCUGAUAUUUUGGUAUAUAGUGGUCAAGGUGGGAAUGCCAGUAGAGAUAAAGAAGCAUCUGAUCAGCAGCUUGUAAGGGGCAAUCUUGCUUUGGAAAGGAGCUUGCACCGAGCCAAUGAAGUACGAGUCAUUCGGGGUUUGAAGGAUGCUAUCCAUCAAACGUCUAAGGUCUAUGUAUAUGAUGGGCUUUACAAGAUCCAAGAGUCAUGGAUGGAGAAGGGGAAAUCAGGUUGCAAUAUGUUCAAGUAUAAAUUGGUAAGGGUCCCUGGGCAGGCAGUUGCUUUUGCCACUUGGAAAUCUAUUCAGAAGUGGAAAGAAGGUCUGUCUUCAAGAGUUGGACUUAUUCUUCCUGACCUCACUUCAGGUGCGGAAAGCAUACCUGUUUCACUUGUAAAUGAGGUUGAUGAUGAAAAGGGGCCUGCUUACUUCACAUAUUUCCCUACUGUCAAAUAUUCGAAAUCAUUCAAAUUAGUGCAACGUACUUUUGGCUGCACUUGUCAUGAUGCAUGCCAAGCAGGAAAUUCUAACUGCUCCUGCAUUCAAAAAAAUGAAUGUGAUUUCCCUUACACUGCCAAUGGGAUUCUAGUUUGUAGAAAACCCAUGAUAUAUGAAUGUGGUCCCUCAUGCCCAUGCUUUCGUAACUGCAAAAACAGAGUUUCACAGACUGGUUUUAAAGUUCACUUAGAAGUUUUUAAGACAAGGGAUAGGGGUUGGGGUCUGCGGUCAUGGGACCCUAUUCGUGCAGGUACAUUUAUCUGUGAAUAUGCGGGUGAAGUUAUUGAUGAAAUUAAGGCAAGGCAGGAUGGGGGAGAUGGUGAAAACAAUGAGUAUGUUUUUCAUACAAACCGUCUCUAUGAAUCCUUCAAGUGGAAUUAUGAAACUGAGUUAGUAGGAGAGGAAGGUUCUGACAGUACUGAAGAUUUUGAUAUUCCAUCUCCCCUAACCAUAAGUGCAAAGAACAGUGGAAAUGUAGCUCGAUUUAUGAAUCAUAGUUGCUCUCCAAAUGUUUUCUGGCAGCCAAUCAUGUAUGAACAUAACAAUGAAGCUGUCCUCCAUAUUGCUUUCUUUGCAAAGCGACACAUUCCUCCUAUGACAGAGUUGACAUAUGAUUAUGGUAUUCCACACUCAAAUGAGACUGAAAGUAACAAUGCAGCAUAUGGAAGAAAGAAAUGCUUAUGUGGAUCACCAAAAUGCCGAGGUUAUUUUUAUUAAGGUUUAGGUUGCAUGCCUGUAUUCCGUAGACAGGCAAAACUUUUGGCUUUUUGAAAGAGGUUUGGGACCUCACUUGUCUUUGUCUAAAUUAUGCAAGUCUACAUGCUUUUAUGUUUAAUGUAUAUAGCUUGUACUAGGGGUACUGAUUGUUCUUAUGCUUUUAGUGCCCUUACAUGCAGAAGAACUGACAAUGUAUGGAAACCAUGUAUGAUGGUGUUUUUGUAGUCUAUAUAGCAGAAUGUCAAUGUAUGGUUCUGUUA